Molecule: messenger RNA, 3539 nt
Organism: Drosophila serrata
Lineage: Eukaryota; Metazoa; Arthropoda; Insecta; Diptera; Drosophilidae
Gene: E23
Product: ABC transporter G family member E23
Biological process (GO): transmembrane transport
Cellular component (GO): plasma membrane
Molecular function (GO): ATP hydrolysis activity; ATP binding; ABC-type transporter activity
Source: RefSeq, a predicted model, not a curated record
CCAACAACACCAACAGCAACACCAACAACAACGACAACGGCGGCAACUUCGUUGGUAAUAAACUCGACGGGAUCGUCAGCAGGAGCAGCUGAACAAGUUGUAGAAGAGUCAUUAAAAGUCGCAACAACAACAGCAGCAACACAAGCAACACCAGCCAAACAGGAAACAGUUGCAGUUGCUGUUGCCGCUGCUGUUGCUCCUCGCAAGUUGGCUAAAAUUCCAAAAAUUCCAAAGGAAGCCGAGGAAUUGAAAGCCAAGAAAAAGGCAAAGUGCGAAGCGACUCAUUACGAGAAAAUGCCAAUGAAUUUGAUGAUUGUGGAAAGUGUUGAGCCGGUCGAUAUGGGAUCGGACAAUGAGAACGACAACGAUAGCGAGUUGACCACAGAGCAGGUACCGUUGGUAUCUGCCAGUCGACGCAAUCUGGCCAAAAUAGUUGCCGAUUGUCGCCUCCAAAUCGAAAUGGAGCCCGCUGCAGCAACACCGGUGACUACAGCAGCAGCAGCAACAGCCACAUCGGAUGCGGCAGUUGCCACAGAAAUUGAGGCAAACAGCGAUUCCCCCUCGUCGUCAUCUUCCAGCACCAGCUCAAGCUCCAGCUCCAGCUCCACAUCCUCAGAAUGUACGCACACAUCACAAACAACGAUACCAAGUACGGAUAAUCUAACGUCAUCCAAUGGUCUGGCCAAUAUGGGCAAAAGCAUUUUAGUUGAUGCCAAAAGCUCACCGGCAUCCUUGUCUUACCACUUUGAAAGGACCUCAGUGGACCGUCAGAAGCAGCAUCACAACAGCAACAUCUGCAACUCCCAUCCACAUCACCACCCACAGCAGCAGCACACAUUGCAGCUGACAUUUCAGAAUUUAAAUGUUUUGCACAACGAGAGGCAAAUACUUUCCGAUGUGAGUGGAUUUGUCAGCCCCUGCGAAGUCUUGGCCAUUAUGGGACCCUCGGGCAGUGGCAAGACCACUUUGCUGGACUGCCUCAGUGGCCAGCGGCACAUUGACAGUGGCAGUGUCUUCCUCAAUCGGGAACCUUUGACCAAGAAGUGGCGUCGUAGGAUUGGAUAUGUUCUACAGGAGGAGAUCUUCUUUCCGCAAUUAACGCUACGUGAAACUGUGGUUUAUACGGCGCUUUUGCGAUUACCGGAAUCAAUGCCGCGAUCGGAGAAGAUGCGUAAAGUGGAUCACAUCCUGGAGGCCCUGGAGCUGGGUUGCUGUCAGCAGACCAAAUUUGGGGAUUACCUCAAUCGAGGACUCUCUGGUGGUGAAAAAAAGCGAGCCAACAUUGCCUGCGAGCUGCUUACCAAUCCUUUGCUUAUGCUUUUGGAUGAACCCACUUCCGGUUUGGACAGCCACUCUGCCAUUUCACUGAUGAAGGUUCUGAAGCGUUACGCCCAACUGGAGCAAAAGACAAUAGUGAUCAGUGUACAUCAGCCUUCGUCGCAGAUGUUUCACAUGUUCGACAAGUUGCUGUUGCUUCAUCAAGGAAGAACUGCUUACUUUGGAGAUAUGCCUGAAAUGGAGCAAUUAAAAUCGCAUCCUGAUAUCCGUGAGAAGCUCUUCAUUGCCGCCAGAGAAUCGCAUGGAAAUUACCUGAAUCGCAAUUGCAUCACCAGCAGUCGCCAUCAGCAGGAGAGUGAGUCGAAGGCGAAGGAUAAAAAGCAGUCGGAGAGCAUCCUUAUCGAUGAUAUAAUUAACAACUACUAUAACCAGCAUCACCACCAUCAUCAUAACCACCAUCAUCAGUACGAGAAUCUGCAUAAUCAAAAUAGUGGCUGCCAGGUGGAGGAGGAUGAAGAGGCCGCCCAGCAUUUGGUUUGGUGCGCCGCCGAUUCACAGUCCAAUUUCAGCUCCUGUGCGUCCAGUGAUUGCCACUCGUAUAGUGCAGGCAGUGGGGCAGAACAUGGCGGGGACAAUGAUGAGUGGCUCUCGUAUCCCACCAGUUUUCAUACCCAGUUCUGUGUGCUCUCCAGCCGCAAUUUCAAGGAGGCCAAGCCACGAAUGCUCUCCAAACUGAAUUGGUUUCAGACCAUCGGACUGGCCCUGAUGGCCGGUGCCAUUUGGUUUCAAUUGCCACGAACCGAGGAGUUCUUGCAUGACCUGCAGGGAUGGAUGUUCUUCUCGCAGACGUACUGGAUGCUCUUUGCCCUCUUUGGAGCCUUAAAUUCAUUCCCCUCGGAGCGUGAGGUUGUGAGCAAAGAACGACGCUCUGGGGCCUAUCGACUGUCUGCCUAUUAUUUGGCCAAAAUGUGUGCCGAACUGCCACUGGUUAUCACUCUGCCCACGGUCUACCUCAUGAUAAGCUAUCCCAUGCUGGGCUGUACUAGCUUGAAGCUCUUCUUCCUGAUGCUCAUCUUCCUGCUGAUCAACACUAUUGUGGCGCAGAGUGUGGGUUUCUUUAUAGGAGCCUGCUGCAUGGACAUGAAUGUGAGCAUCACCCUGAGUGCCUUAUAUACCCUGGCCACUCAGCUCUUUGGUGGCUAUCUGUCGUCCCGCAUUCCGGAGGGUCUCAGUUGGAUUCAAUAUACCUCCAUGAUCCAUUAUGCCUAUCAGAAUAUGCAGAUACUGGAGUUUCGAGAGGGUCCGGCUAUAAGGUGUGGAUCGCCCAGUAGCUAUGAGAUUUGCAAACAGCAAUCAACUGAAUUCAUUCCAUAUGAGGAAAUACUCAAUGCUCAAAACUCGACAUCACCGCUCUGGCUGAAUACGCUGAUACUGAUGAUGUUCUUUCUGGUAUUUCGGUGCCUAGGAUAUGCGGUAUUGCGUUACCUGCGGUGCCCGAAAAAGACGUGAUAUAUCCAUAGCUACUAUACAUAUAGUGUAGCUAUAUCUAUCUGAGCAGACAUCGAACCAGUGAUACGUAAUUAGUUAAUGCUAACCAAUGCUAAAAAUCGUUACAACUGAACAAACUUGCUAAAUGGCGCCCAUUUUGUGAUUCAAUUUACUUUCAAGCCACACCAUUUACGUUUACCUACUAUUAUUAUUAUUAUUAUUAUUAUUACAAUUAACCGUACCGCCUACUAUUAUUAUUAUUAUUAUGAUUAUUAUUGUAUUUAGCCGUGUUAUUCGAGGUUUGCGGUAGGGCAGUGCGAUAGGAACUGUUUAUUGUGUUGCAUUUUGUAAACGUAAAUUCUUGUUUUGUUUUAUGUCUUUUAAUUGUUAGCCGUUUAUGUUAUCAAUAUCAAAAAACACCAGAGAUCGAGAGUAAAGCAAAGCAUUAUGUUUUAAUGUACCUUUUAAAGUCCUUUCCCCUCCAAAAAAUGAGAGAGAAAUACGAGUAUCAGCCCAAUCCCCACAUCACCUGCACACUUCUAUAAAUAUAUAUGUAGAUUGUAUGUUUAUAAUGAAACAAAGCUAGUAAUUUUUGUAGAAUAUUGCAAAUUUUUUUCGCUUGAGAAAAAACACUGUGAUUUAGUAUGCUAGUUUUUUAAUUAGUUUUAAUGGGACAGCAAUCAGUGAAUGAUGCCUGUUCGGAAAAUUGUAAAGAAAUAUCAGUAAAUGAAAAUGAAAACAAAUUACAAUAAGAGCCCAGCAGAAUGUAUAAC